GAUUGUUGUUAGGCAAAGAAGGAGCUUGUGUUGCAGAAAUGUGAUUGAUGUAUUUUGUUGGAUCGAGGGGAAAAAAACUGAUGAUCAUAUAAUGUGGUGAUUCAAUGUUCAACGCUUGAAGUCUAUUAUAUAUUUCCUUAUUCAAACUACUUAUACCGGUAUGCUUGCAUCAUGAUAUGAUGCUUUGGAAAUGCAAAAUGUCUAAUUUUACAGGCAAUGAAAUGAGCGUGUGCUUCAGCAGCCAUGGAUACUAAAUUUCAAAGGAUGAUGGAAAUUUUCUUGGGUUGAUCCAACUUCUGAAGGAUCUUUUUUGAAAGGGAGAACAUCUCUGACAGAAAUUUAUUCAUCUUGUGCACAGUGUAGUCUUGACCAUGUUAACUGGUUGGUGUUCAACAAACUGACCUAUAAAUGCAGCUUUGCGGUAGCAGUCUCAUCUUCUAGAUUUAAUUCUGAAGGGGAGAAAUGGGAAUAAAAUGAUGGAUCUAGAAAGGAAGAAUAUAGGAGAGCUGCAGUAUGGAGCAGGAUGACUUUUCUAUUUCGAACGGACCUGCCAUCCGAUGGAUUUCUAUCUUCAUGAGCAAUACUUCUUUAAGUGCCCCUUGAUAUUAAUACUUGAUCCCCAACAAUGACUACUAAUUAAGUGAAAAUAAGCCAUCGUCAACAAUGAGAAGCUGUUAUCCGACCUCGAGUCCUGGUGAUGAUGAUGUCUUCAUUGCAUCAGGCUACAAUAACUCAGGAACACGUACUUGGGUGUCAAGUUGUCAGGGAAAUUACUUUGACUUUGAUACUCAGAAGCUGCAGAUUUUAAAGAGGCUGAAUGGGGGACAUCAGGAAUUUGAAGAAGGAAUUGAAGAUGUUACAUGUAGGAAAUCAAGUAUUGAUGACUUGCUGAUUGCCAGACAUGACCCAGAAGAGAUUCUUCUUAACCUUGGCUUUGGUGGAUCACCUGACAAAGAUGCUGUCGAUCGCAUCCCUUCCAGGUUUCUCCAAACACAAUCUCGGGCUAGGGGUAUCUCAACUGAUCACUACCUCUAUCAGAUGGAUGAAUUAGAAAGAGGAUGUGGAUUUAGUCUUGUUGGUGGUCUUAGAAGCUUGGGUCCUGCCCUUCGUAGAUCAUCUAGAAUGUCUACCUCUCCAAUAAUUGGUCGUGAACCUACACCUUCAAAUGUUAACAGCACACCUGUCAACGUCAUUGUAGAACCACAACAUGAACAGAAAGAAACUCAACAGAACAAACUGCUAAAGAAAGAACCAUACAAAGGGCUUCCUGAUGAUGACUUGAACCACAAUGUUGAAACAGUACAAACGCAAAAAGGGGUCAAAUAUGAAAAGGGUCACAAGAUCAAAGGUCAUCAUAAGCUGGUUGAGCAAAGCAAUGUUGAUGACAUUGAACUGACUCCUAUAGGAGAGUCAUCUCCAGUUGGUCAUAAAACACUUCAUGGUGAAGGUCAAAGGACAGAGGUCAUAUCAGUCUCAACUGCACCAUCUACAGGACAGGAGAAAGAAAACAUGAAUGUCUUGAAGAACCAAAGGAAUGACCCUCCCUGUCGACUUGGAUCCAAAAUUCAAAGUGGAUGUUCUAACCUUGGCAGGAGACCACAGAGAGAGGUAGAUAUUGAGCCUAAUGAGAAGUGUAGUGUUAUGAAGGAGAUCAGCCAGGAGAAAGGAUUGGCUUUACAACCAAGGAUAGCACAACUCAGUAACACCCAUACUGGAACAGUCACUGGUCAUGGUCUGCACUCAAGGGAAGACUCAUUUGAGUUUGAAGAGCUUUCUAGUGAGGAGAGAUUGGAAGAUAACAAUGGUAUGAAUCAUACUGGAGAAGCUAGUUUGAAUAACCAAGGUAAUUUGAUCCGCAGUGAUAGCACACAGUCAGAUAGCAGUGGCUUUGCAGAUGAAAAUACAGGCAGCAAUGAGACAGAAUCACCCAAAAGCACUUCUGGUAACUCUACCAUUACCUCUGAUUCGAAGAUCACCCAGACAAGUUUUGAUGCUGAUAUAGAACCCUUGGAUUCUAGUCAAUUCCAGAGACUACGCUAUAACUCUGGUGCUGCUUCAGAUAAGAAUGCAGAACUUACAAUAAGUCAAGAAUCAAUGCAAAGUCUUCCAUCUGUGACCUCAUUGGAUGAUUCCCCAUUUGAUGAUGCGAUAGUGGGGACUGAAUUACUAAAGAGUGACACACAACGUACAAGACAUCGCACAUACCCUGCAGCACAGGAUAGAAGGAUAGAGGAGUCAGGACCCAAAACAGUUGUUGAGAUCUUGUCUUCCCUUCACACAACCUCAAAAGAACUUGGUAAAGAAAGCAACCAAGGUCCCUCUGAGUCAACCAGACGUAAGCAUCCCAAAUUGAUGAAAAUGAAAAGUGUGGAUCCAGAAGGGUAUGGCUUUAAGCGUAAUGCUGAAAGUAAAGGGGUACAAACACAGGUGGAAUCAAGUCUGAAAGUGUCGCAUAAACAAAUCUAUGAGGUUUUACAUGAAGUUGAUGAAGAGCUUCUCAGUCAAGAUGGGUUGACUGAUGAUGGUCGUGGAACCAAGGAAGAUAGACUCGUGCAAUCUGUUACAAAGUUUUCCAUUCCUGAUGAACAAUGCAAGGAACAUGUGACUGAAGAAAGUAAUGCUGCCAUUGUGACAAAUGUUGAAGAAGUGUGUGAAGGGUCUGAUGCUGCACCCAUUGAAUCCAAUGUCAUUCCAUCCUACAGAAGCCAUGAUGCAUAUCAACGUCUUUCUAUUACAACAUCCCAUUCCACAGAGUCUGUCUCAGUAAAGUCAAAACAUUCUUCUGAUUAUGAACACCAAGUAAGUUUUGAUGAAGUCAAAGUUAAUCCUGCAAUACCAGUUGUAAGUGACUCCGACAAUGUGCAGCUCAGUAGCCAAGUAUCCAACAAAUUUUUAUCAGAGAAUCUAUCUACAUGUAUAAAUGAGGAUAUAUCUAAUGAUGAACUUUCUUGUAAUAAUGGAAACAUUGGUGAUAGUGAGAGAAGUGGAAGGAGGGUAAAACAGACUCUCUCUGAAAUCAAUCAAUGUGAAUUCAGUAGUCAGACAUCUAGUACAGUGACAGAUGAUGAUGCAGAUGUGUCUUUCAUCAAGUGCCAAUGGGACAAGAAAGUGCCAUUUAGUGCAUACAGCUCAAGUGAAUUUGAUGUGGAACAUUGUGAUGUACAUAGGGAUUUAGAUUUUAGCGAGAAGAACAGUAUUCCUGAUCAGCAAGAAGUUGAAGAGAAAGAAAAUCUAGUCGUUGAUGUUGAGAUGUUAAAAAAUGUAAGACAUGUGGAGACAUCAGGUAUAUGUGUAACUGCUUCAAAUGAAUGUUUAUCCGUAAAAUGUUGGCACAACAAUGCCGACUCAGGGGAGACUGAACAAUCUGUCACAACUCAGGAUAUUGCAUUGAAUGAUGCCACACUGCCAGCAGGAUCUAUUGAGGUAUCUUCAGCAUUACCAGGGUCCUUAACUGAUACUGAAAAAUUGUCUUCUACAGCUCAGACCACUGCUUCUAUAGAUGUGUCAUCUGUCCAAGUUGAUUUGUCUAGUAGUAGACCGGACAUAGAUAAGGUUCAACCUUCGGAGGUCACAGAAUGUGCUUCAAAUAUCCCUAUAGAUCCUGAACAGUUGUUAAAGGAAGUAGCUUCCCAGCCACUCCCGGAUAAUGUUAUAGACACAAGAAUUGAGAUGAUCAACAAAGAAGAACACUCUAAGGCUAGAGAAGAACUUAAAGCACUUCUUUCAUCUCAGGAUCACCCUUUGUUAUCAUCAUCAGUGCCAUUAAAAUCAGCCAAUCAUAAUGAAGCUGUGGAGGAUCUCAAACUCCUACAGAGGGCAUUAGGCAGAUACCAUCAGGAUCUAGAAGAGCUGGAAUUGUGGUCUUCAAAACUUUUUCAAGAUGUUGGAUUUGCUUUAAGCCCAGAAGAGAGAUCUGACUUACACAGCUUGUCUAAAGUUCGUCACAAGAUCAAGGAUGAGAUUCAAAGUCUUCAAACAAAUCUAAUGGAGAAAUUUCAGGCAGUGAUAUCCAUAGACAUGGAGAAUGAGAGUGAAAAGGAGUCUUUAUGGUCACCUAGCCUGUCUCAUGUCAUGUGUCAGAUGGUAGAUCUACUUAAAGAGCAGACAUCAUUGCGUAGCUUCUUAGAUGAUCUUCAGGCCUUGGAGAACAGUAGCUCACCUACCCCUUCCUGGUCAGUGCAAUCAUCCAAACCUAGGAAUCGCCUGGUUGAUGCUACCUUUGGAGGUUCAGUGGAUGAUGAUGGGAAUCAGUCUGAAGGAGAGACUGAUGAAGCUACAUCUGAUCUAUCAUACCCUGGUACCAUGAGCCAGAGGGAGUUGAUUGAAGAACUGCAGAAAGCACAGAGUGCCUUGAAGAAGAUGAAAUUCAAAGCCAAACAGGAUGUUGUCAUGGCAGUCAGAGAGGCUAAAGAUAUGGAGAUAGAAAACCUGAGAUCAAUGGUCAGAGAACUGAAGGAAACAAGUAUGACCAUGCCAGGCUUUGAGACAGUCUUCCGCCAAAUGGCUAGAGAUAAAGAAAGUUGAAACUGAUUUCAUUACCAGCAAGAAUAAGAGACCAGUUCCUGUAUUCCCAGUCUAAAGACAUCAAUGGAGAAUUGGGAGAAUGAACUGGAAUUUAUCUCCAGAGAGGUAGCUACUCUGUCUUUGAGAUGUCCUAGGAAUGUCUUCCACCAACUGGCAGGGUGCAGGAUAAGCUUCAGUACUCAGAUUUCAUUUGAUCUUGAGAGAGAGAGAGGUCAGUGGGGGAUGUGACCUUAUCCAGUGGGGAGGUGUCAAUGACAAUAAGAUGGUGAUUAAGCUUUGAUUAAUAAGAAGAUACACUAACCAGAAGAAAAGUUCUAAGACUGAAUUAAUGAUGGCUAAUAGAUGUCAUUAUUUCAAUGUAAAAUUGAAAGUUAACAGAAAAUAAAAUCAAUAUCUGUCUGUCUAGGAAUGUAUGAUUUGAGUUCAGAUGUUUUAAAAUAUCUUUUGCUUAUCUUUAAACCUAAAAUGGGCUGACAUUUAAAUAAGCUGCUUUGAGAUUUUUAAAUUUUCAUAUUACAGCUUUGCUAAAAAUGUAAAUGUAGCCUCAAAUUAGUUCUCUUUUACGUUUACACAUAAAGAUCUGUUUAUCAGGAUUUAAUACUUCCAUUAUUCAGAAUAGUAUGAGUUCUUUAUAAGUUUGUGUUUUUUCGUGACACUUGAAAAUGAGGUUAUUCAUGACUUUUCAAAUGACUGGAAUAUUAAAUGGCAAAGGGAUGCCCAAAGUUCUACUUGAAUGUCACACAAAGUGUGGUCAAAUAUUUCUAAUAAUGUCAAUGAAAGGUAGUAACUUUGUCUCAAAUUCAAAACCCAAAUCCAUGAUUUAACUGGCAAUUCAAUCAUAGUCCUUAAGGUCAGACAGCAAAGGACAUAGCUGUAAGAUAUCAAUGAUGCCAUGAUAAGGGUACUACCUUACCGUCAAAGAUUCCUCCCAGCAGUUAUGGUGUCUGUGUUUCACACGCUGUUGUGCAGGGCCACCCACAUUGUGUUAGCCUUAUCUUCAUAUUCAACUCUUGCUGAUACAAUCAAUUUAGAAUGUGGAAUCACAUAUUUCUUAUCAUAUUCUGGUCAUUCAUAAGUCAUCCAUUAAUAUUUCAUAAAUGUUUUAAGAAAGUUGUUUUAUAGCUGACUAAACAGUAAACAUUGGGCGAGAUUGUGUGCUACUCAACUCACAGUAAAAUAAGAAUUAUACUCAACUUUUUAUUGCAAGAUGCGUUUAUGGCUUGUGGUGCAAAAUCAUUUAAUGGUGCUGUUUGGAUACUUUUUAAUUUAUUACUUUGCCGUUUGCAACUAGGUGUAAAAUUUCCACCUCAAAUGAUAGAGUUAUGGCUGUUUAAUGUGUACACAUUUAUAUUAAUGGAAUAUUCCAAAUAGCCAGUGUAUUUUGUCGUUAAUGAGCAUUGUUUACCCACUUCCAUGAUUGUAUUGUGGCUCAAGAGUAAAUAAAGCAAGAAGAGAUUCAUUGUGCAGUAGCUGCCAUUUCAUUGAAAUUGUAUGAAUGAUAAUUAUGCAAAUGUUUAUGAAUGAACAAUUAGAUUUACAUGACUAAACAUGUUAUGCAAAGAUUAUAUUUACAAAUUAUAUACAUAUAGUUUCUUUUCCUAAUUGAAUUGGAUCUUGUCUGAACAGAAUUGUGGUGUAUGGAAGUUUGCAUUUAGUUAUUUGAUAUGAAAAUUUAGUGAGCAGGAGCACUAUUGAGUACCUACACAAUACAUGCUUUGAUGAUGGGAUUUCCUUUCAGUUUUGUUUUUGACCUUAUUUAAACUGGUCUUUUGUUCAUAUAUCUUGCUCAGAGUGUUAUAUUUAAGACCUCAUCACAAUAUAACAUAUCACAGUGCAAAUUAAUGAGUAAAGAGCUGUUUAGCUAAAUUUUGUUCCACAAAAUGACACACAGUCAUUUGACAUUCCCUGGUCAUUAAGUUUGUUUGCUCAGCUUUUGCUAGAUGUCUACUUUCUAUACUCUUCUAUUCAUUGCUUAUACAGUGCGUAUAAAAAAAAAGUUUACACUUUGGAAAAGCCCUGGGAAUUAAAAAAUAUACAACAUGUGGGUUAUUUUUUCACAUAUAAUCUUGGGUUUGAGUCUCAUCUAUCCGAUGAAAGUAAAAGUUUUGACAGAAUGUUACACUUGAGUGAGCAAUGUCCAUUUUUGUAAAGCUCGCAGAAAUCUGUUUGCGCAGAAAUGCUCGUUUGUACGCUGUGUCAAGGGGAAAGGGCGAAAUCAAACUUACCCUGCGAAACAUUUCUCAUACAUUUUCCUUGCACUUUUAGUCAAUUGAAAUAAAACGGAUACAUUUAAGCAUUUUCUAACAAUUUUGCCACCCAAAUUUAAAUUUCAACACUUAGUAAACACAACCUUUACCCUUUUUGUGCCAGAUGGAUCUGAGGACAUAACUGAAUCUGAACAAAAGUUUAUAUCAGACAUCUCCAGCAUUUUUUCACUAAGUUUUUAUCAUUUGAUGUGGGUUUACAUUUCAUUUUUCAUUUAAUACUUGUUUCUCCACACUUUUCCCAAGCUUGACAAUGAUUAACAAAAUGAAAAUCAAGCCUAAGCCAUUUCAUGUAAAUCACAGCUCAGUGUAAAGGAAAUAUUGUCACUAUGGCCUCGGUGUGUGGGGGAGUGGGGUGGGGCGCAAUGCACUCCUCGAAGUGGUUUGGGCAAUGAAACAAGUUAAAAAGGUAUAAGAUAUCUUCAAAUCAAUUUUACUCGUUAAAUUUCACGUGUUAUUCAUGAUUAAGGUCCACUUUUAUUCGCAUAACUAUUUCAAAGUUCUGCGCAAAUCAUUUUUCACUAACUUUUCAAAAGUAAGUGGUGCUCACUCAAGCGGAAAUAUUUUUCGACAGUUAUAUCGUCAUUUGCUUAAAUGGAUCUGUACCAAUGUUAAAAUGUGAAAAAAUCUUCAGGAUAUUACAAAUGUAUAAUUUUAUAGGAUUUUUUCUAAGUGUAAACUUUUUUUUGAUACGCACUGUAUUAUGUAGUCAACAUCUGUAGGCUCAUCAGUUGCUAUGUCCAUGUUAAUAAGAUAUGAAGUAAGCCCAGAGCAUAUUUUGAAACUUGCACAAAUAGAUGAAUGCUAAGCAUGCAUUCAUUUGCUCGAUACUCAUAAUUGAACAGGGCCUUAACCAUGAAGCAAUCAUUUCAUCAAUUUUGUUGCUUUUGUUUCUUUUAUUUACUGCUAAAUUUGGUUUUUACAGCUUUUUCAUUUUAUCGAAUGCAGUCAUUACAAUUUAUAGUGUAAGGCGUUUUCUAUCAUUUGCCUGAACAUGUAUUUAUCAUGGCUGAAUCAAUUAUUCCUAUGAACACAUAAAAAAAGUUAAUUUUCAUGAAUUUAUAUUUGGUCACUCAUGAGAUUUGAAAAAAUUUCAAAUAAUGAAAUAUUUAAAUUUGUUAGUGCCUUGUAAGAUAAGAUAAAGUAUUAUGUCUAUAUUUGAAUUGAACUAACCUCAGGCUGGUCCUGUUUAGAUUUGUUUAUGUUACAUAAAUGUAUAUCAUUUCAGUGGUUGUGGUUUUAUGUUUGUUUUUGUUUCAUUUACGUUUAAUUUCCAUAUCAAAUUGCAUGAAAAUUAAAACAGAUUGCAUGGUAUGCAAUGCACACACACAUUUGAAUAGCUACAGUGAAUAAAUAUGGAUAUCUAGCCAGUAAGAUAAAUUUAGGAGGGUUAAUACAGGUAUUUUUUAACAGGUUAGCAUUUGUGAGGAAACUAAAAGCCUUUUGAUCAGAGAGAGGGUCAUGAUUUCGAAUUCUACUCUCUGGAGUCAAUUUUCUUAAAACAAGAAAAUGAUCCGUUCUGGCUAUACUCGACCCAGAAGAGGUGAAUGGGUACCCAAAGGGAUUUAUUCUUUGAAUGCUUAAGCACCUAUAUACAGUGAGCUAGGGUAACAAUAUUUUACCAAGUAUGUAGUGAAGUAGGUAACUGCACUAUUACAAUCAAUUGAUAUAUUAUUAUUAAUAAGGUUUGAGUUAAGGUAUGUUUCUGUGUUAUAAUGAAACAAAGUAAAUUUGUAUUGAAUUUGGAGAAGCAUGUCAUUUUUAAAAAUUUAAUCUGUGUGACUUGUGUUAUGAAGAAAAGAGAGUAAUACACCUAUAUUCAGUGUAUAGACCUUUAUGGUUUCUGCAAGUGAUUGUCUCGAAGACAAAUAAGUUUCCCCAUUGAUAACAUUAUUUUAUUUUUACAGAUUCUGGCAGAGAUAUAUAAAUCUGGGGCGGUAUUCUGAACAUUGCCUUUUCUCCAUAUUUUAUCUUUUCUCAGAGAUAUGACAAAAUCUUUAUUCUGGUGGAUGUCAUAACUUUUGUCACAAAAAUUGUCAUAAAUUUUGUCUCUUCUCUUUAGUGCACACCAAAAAUAUGCGGCUUUAAAUGCACGUAAUCCUUUUAUACAAGCAAAAGAUAUGACAAAAGUUAUGACAGGGGGUAGCAGUCAUAAAUUUUGUCAUAUCUUUUUGUACCAAAUAACCUGAUACCCUACCAACUGAAUGUCAAGCAUAUACUGAUAUUAUUUAGAUUAGAUUGUAGUAUUAGUUUCACUCAUCCAUGGCAAUUUUCAAAAUUAUUUUUUCAUGCUACAAUUAGUGAGGCCCUAAAUAUUAAUUUCUCAUUUUUUCUCUGUUUUCCUUCCUUUUCCAUUUCUCUUCUAAAAUCCUUCACAUCUCCUGUCUCUCUUUGUAAUUAAGCGCAUCAAUAUACCCUUAGUUGCGCGAUGCCAGCAACUGUAUUUGGGAUACGCCCUUCCAGCCACGAGGCCUUCCUAUUGGCUAGAAGGGCUCCCACUGGGAUCUAACAAUGAUUUUGAUUGGUUUGCUUCCGAAAGGAUGGGCGGGAACUCAGAGAGAUAUGACAGGGAAAAGACAAUGUUCAGAAUACCGAUUUGUGACAAUCAUAGCGGUGUCACAUCUCGGAAAGAAAUGACAAUAUUUAUGACAAAAGUUAUGACAGUGUUCCAGAAUACCACCCCUGGUUACCAUUUUGGAGUUUAUGUAUUGGUAUUUUUAUGACACUGUUUCAAAACAUUUCUUUCUUAUGUUUCAUGUAGGGCUUUUUUUUUUCAAAGUAAGGAACUACAAUUAAUUACAUCUUGUAGAUUCUAGUUUCCUUUUUUUUUUUACUUUUCCUUUCUUUGUUUCAUUGAAUCAAUGCCUCAGCCCUCUACUAAUUCCUGCCACAUAGUAUGUAUGAGGUAUUCUCACUACUGGGCCGAUGAUGGGAAUAUUUGAAAAUGCUGAAGAAAGUUAUACCUGUUUUUAUCAAUUCUGUUGGAUUAACAUGAAUAGCAAUCUCUGUGAAAUGUGUCUUUCUAAUCCUGCCUUUGGAAUUAUUAGCUGCUUGUUUAUUCAUAGAUGUAUUUAAGAAAUGAGACCAAUCUACAUGUAUUUUCUUGCAUUCCUAAUAUGAUUAUGUGUUAUAAUAUACAAGUAGUAAAUGUUCAUGUAUGUCUCACAUAUAUAGACAGAAGAAGGAUAUAAUAGUGAUAACUAAUAUUCAGUGUAUAAUUGUAUAUUGUUACUGAUGUAUUUCAUGCAUAUAUAUUUCUAUAUGGGAUAUUUUAUGGACAAUGUAAUAUUAUAUACAUCACAGCUAUUUGGAAUAUAAAGAAUUUAACAAAUUAUUUUCCUCCUAAGAAUUUUUGAUUGACUAAUAUUUCUGUGCUUUACAUCAUGAAAUAAGAACUGCCAUAUUGCAGUAUAUAUUUUUACAGAAAAGCUAUAUUUGUACUACAGUAAAAGUAAGACAUUGGUAUUUGUACUUUUAUUGCUGAUUUUUAUGAUGUUUUCUCUUUUCUCGACAUUGAAAUUGACUGUAAUAAAGAGAAAUAAAAGAA
This is a messenger RNA of Lytechinus pictus (painted urchin), 10335 nucleotides long. RefSeq lists its product as uncharacterized. The coding region runs from base 664 to 4524 and encodes 1286 amino acids. The transcript is spliced from 11 exons. Gene Ontology annotation, molecular function: signaling receptor binding. The record is from RefSeq and is a predicted model, not a curated record. Lineage: Eukaryota; Metazoa; Echinodermata; Echinoidea; Temnopleuroida; Toxopneustidae.